Molecule: messenger RNA, 941 nt
Organism: Austrofundulus limnaeus
Lineage: Eukaryota; Metazoa; Chordata; Actinopteri; Cyprinodontiformes; Rivulidae
Gene: thap1
Product: THAP domain containing, apoptosis associated protein 1
Exons: 3
Coding region: 276-929 (217 amino acids)
Biological process (GO): regulation of transcription by RNA polymerase II
Cellular component (GO): nucleus
Molecular function (GO): DNA-binding transcription factor activity; RNA polymerase II cis-regulatory region sequence-specific DNA binding
Source: RefSeq, a predicted model, not a curated record
UAAAACACAUUUUUAGUGUUAUAUAAUACAUAUUUUAUAUUAUAUUUGUACAUUUCGUUCUUUAAACACCAUUAUUUCAAUUAGAAAUGGGAAAAUUCCUGAAACGUUCAGUCUUAAGCCCCUCCCACAGAAGAGUCCCAGAAGCCAAUCAGGUGUGAGAACAGAGGUCAGGUGACCCGAGCUCCGCCGCCAUCUUUGUUAAUGGAUGUGAAGCCCGACAGGAGGAGCAGCAGCAGAGCUUCGGGGUGAAGGUGUUGGUUUCUGGGCUGGGAAACAUGGUCCAGACGUGCUCAGCGUACGGCUGCAAGAACCGGUACCACAAAGACAAAAACAUUUCAUUCCAUAAGUUCCCUCUGGCUCGUCCAGUUGUUUGUGGGAAGUGGGUCGCCGCCAUGAGGAGGAACAACUUCAUGCCGACGAAGUACAGCAACAUCUGCUCGCAGCAUUUCACCGCCGACUGCUUCAAGAGGGAGUGCAACAACCGCGUGCUGAAGGAGAACGCCGUGCCGUCGCUCUUCACCUUCAACCUCAGCAUAAAGUCAGACUCUUUGGAGGAUCCGUUCUCAGGGAUCCACUUCCCUCUCUCUCUGACCUCUGACCCUGUAGCGACAGCAGAGGAGGGGGAGCCUGAGAGGAUCGAUGCAGACGGCCGCAGUGACACGGCGGUGGUCUCCUGCGAUCACAACUACACGGUGGAGGACUCUGCUCAGCAGAAGAAACGCAUCGAGCAGCUGGAGGAGCACCUGGACCUCCUGAGGAAGAAGCUGAAGACCAUGCAGCAGAAGUGUCGGCGCCAGGAGCGACAGCUGAAGAGGCUGAAGACCACCUGCCAGGUGCCCAGACCGGGCCGCGAGGCGGGGCCCACGUUCGCUGGAGAGUACGUGAUCUUACCCAAACAGAUGUACAUCUCCCUGAGAGGCAUCGAGUGAUGACGAGACAAC